AUGGAAUCUGUGUUUGAAGCUGCCGGCCUUGACAUGCGAAAUCAGAUCCUAAAAGCUGUUUAUGGCGCCAUGAAGCCAGACAGCAUCCCUCUUCUCUGUGAGACCAAGCAUCAGCAUCUCAAGACGAAAAUGGUUUCUCUUCUUCUUCUCCUGCUUCUGGGCCUCUGUAACGCUCACGAUGGAAGUGAUCAUGGAGCUGAUAGUGAGAUCUUAAAGGAUCAAUCAGACACGGAGGAUAUAUCCACGACUAUUUUGCGGAUGAACAAUGGAUCCAGUGAGCUUAUACUGGAAGGAGACCUGAUGAUACCGAGAACCAGGAAUGCAAUGAAAUGCAUAAGUAAGCGCUACAACUGUCUGUGGCCAAAGUCUGCUAACGGGAAUGUUGAAGUCCCUUAUAUUCUAAGCUCAAAAUAUGACCAAAGCGAGAAGAAUACAAUUGUGAACGCCAUGAAGGACAUCGAGUACAAUACCUGCGUUCGCUACGUUCCACGUGCAAGACAAACAGCGUACCUGGACAUCGAACCGAGAUAUGGCUGUGCGACUACACCAGGUUAUCUUGGAGACAAGCAGACUGUGUCACUGCAGAGGUUUGGCUGCAUCAGUCACGGCAUCAUCCAGCACGAGCUGCUGCACACGCUGGGUUUCUACCACGAGCACACCCGGAGUGACCGCAAUCAGUAUGUCAAAAUCAACUGGGACAACGUCAUUGAAUUUUUUAAGCCCCAGUUCAGACAGAUGGACACUAAAAACCUCAACACUUCGUAUGACUACACCUCUAUUAUGCAUUAUGCAAGAAGAUCCCUUGGAAAGUUCAAUUCGGAGACCAUUACUCCCAUCCCUGACGCCUCUGUUCCCAUCGGGAAGAGUAGACGAUUGAGCGACAUUGACAUUGUCAGGAUCAACCGGCUCUACAAGUGCUGGAGAUACCUCUGA
Molecule: messenger RNA, 933 nt
Organism: Eleginops maclovinus (Patagonian blennie)
Lineage: Eukaryota; Metazoa; Chordata; Actinopteri; Perciformes; Eleginopidae
Product: low choriolytic enzyme-like
Exons: 9
Coding region: 1-933 (310 amino acids)
Biological process (GO): proteolysis
Molecular function (GO): metalloendopeptidase activity; zinc ion binding
Source: RefSeq, a predicted model, not a curated record